Molecule: messenger RNA, 1569 nt
Organism: Hyalella azteca
Lineage: Eukaryota; Metazoa; Arthropoda; Malacostraca; Amphipoda; Hyalellidae
Exons: 4
Coding region: 109-1524 (471 amino acids)
Source: RefSeq, a predicted model, not a curated record
GUGAGCUUUGAUGUUGAUGAAGCUGCAGACCACGCAAUAGCCCUCCACGACCUUGUGGUGAGCUGCAGACCACGCAAUAGCCCUCCACGACCUUGUGGAGCCGUGAAGAUGUCGAAGACAGGAUGGUUCCGACCGGCAGGGGUGUUCGAGCAGUUCAUGUACGAGCUGUACAGGGACCACGGGCUGGUCAUCAGCUACGUGCUGCGGGUCGCUACGGCAAGAGAAAUAACUGGCGAUGACGUCAAGGAGGUGUUCACGCAUCUCUUCAGGAAAACCAUCAACCUGAGGAUGGUCCCUGAAGAGCGCGACGGCGAGCUCUGGCUCAGGGAGCUGCAGCGAGAAGACAUCGACUUCCAAACGGUGGAGGACGCGGACGUGAACGCCGUGUAUCACGACAUGGGUCAGUAUCGCUUCAACCCCGAUGGCCCCAUGUGGGCGGGCCGCUUCCUGCCUCGGGCGCCGAAGCAGGACGAGUUCAUCACCAGCACCACGAUGGAGAACACGGACGAGAAAUUGAAGAAAUUGCCCUACGUGAGCCACGUGUUGAUGACAUUCCACCACAGCAUAGCAGACGGGUUUACGUGCCUGCGAAUUACACGUCACUUCUUGAUGUUACUUGACGAUGUGUUAGCCGGCAAGCCAAUUGAUGACUCUGAGCAAUACGCCCAGAUGAUCGACAUCAAAAAGCAGACUACAGUACUGGAAGGAGUGGAACGAACUCUCAAAGCAGAUCCCGAUCUACUUGAAGCCCGACUGCAAUCUCUCGUGGAUUCUGUCCCAGACGCUCUACUGAGCAAGGUAUACCCGCAGCCUUCGAAGAGAACUCCGAGAACUGUAAGUCUGCCACACAUUUUAGACAGCAACACUACAGCAAAAUUUACAGCCCGCUGCAAGAAAGAAGGGAUCACAUUCCACACGGGAUUCUGUAGCGUGAUGGACGCUAGCAUAGUCAAGACGCUACAGGAACGUAACUUGAUGCAGGAGACCUACAGGAUUGCAGGCCAUCAUGCUAUCGAUCAACGCUGCUAUUUCAACGACGUUGAAAACGCCUACGGCAUUGGAAUGGGCAUCGUAGACGUGACCUACGAUGUACCGAAGGACGUCAUGGAGAAUUUUUGGAGUCAUGCGAAAAAGUAUCACACGAAAUUUAAAGACCAACAGAACCGAAAAACCAGCAUCGAGCACCCAGUUAUAGAAAAGCUGACGGGACAGAACCCAUUUUUCCUCAUAGAUUCAGAGGGUUUGGAUUCUCCUCCACCCAAAAUAGGGACUUACGGCACUACGAACAUGCGAGACGUGACCAAGUUCAUAGGCAAGUGCGGCGAUAAUGUCGACCUGAUCUACUAUGACCGCUUCACGUCUGUGCAGGAGUUGUACUUCAACUGGUGCAGCACCAUCCAGACCUUCAACGGGCAGCUCAUGCACUCCAUGCAGUACAACACUCAAUACAUAGAGGAAUCGCUGGCUAAAAAAAUUGCCCAGUCAACGUUCCAGAUCCUGAGAGAGGUUGUGGAUAAGCCUUAACCCUCUACCGCAGAAUGUCACUCUCCGGGAACAUGACUUUCACUU